This is a messenger RNA of Caenorhabditis sp. 36 PRJEB53466, 736 nucleotides long. The record is from the annotation of a GenBank genome assembly. NCBI's taxonomy places the organism in Eukaryota, Metazoa, Nematoda, Chromadorea, Rhabditida, Rhabditidae.
AUGUUUAUUCUAAGCAUCACUAAAACUGUCGAUUUCAGGGUGCUAAUUUUCGCGGAGAAGAAGGUGGACGUGGACAAUAUCUACGAGUACCUGCUGGUGAAGGGCGUCGAAGUGGCGUCGAUCCACGGAGGAAAGGACCAAAGCGACCGGCACGCGGGCAUCGAGGCGUUCCGAAAGAACGAGAAGGACGUGCUCGUCGCCACGGACGUCGCCUCCAAAGGACUCGAUUUCCAGGGCAUCGAACACGUCAUCAAUUUUGACAUGCCCGAGGACAUUGAGAAUUACGGUAGGCACCUUUUUUUUAAUGGAAAUAUUAGGACAAAGUUCGAUCGAAAAAUCAUUCGCCUGUUUUCAGUGCACCGCAUCGGUCGUACGGGCCGUUCUGGCCGCAAGGGUCUCGCCACGACAUUCAUCAACAAAAAGUCGGAGAUGUCGGUGCUGUCGGACCUGAAGCAGUUGCUCGUGGAGGCCGGACAGGAGCUGCCCGAGUUCCUCAAGAUGCUUGCGGGCGAAGAGGAGGGCAUCGCGCCCGCUGGCACCAACGCCGAGAAGGUAAGACAACUCCCGUUUUUUGUUUUGUUUCUGUAAAAUGUUCCAUCAAAGACAUGGUUUGCAGGGGUGUGCGUACUGUUCGGGACUCGGUCAUCGCAUCACGGACUGUCCGAAACUCGCCGGAAUCGGAAACAAAACGACGCAGGCACUGGCGAGGGGCGGCGGCGACGACGGAGGAUUCUGA